Rattus rattus (black rat) is the source of this 2530-nucleotide messenger RNA. RefSeq names its product homeobox and leucine zipper encoding (gene Homez). Gene Ontology annotation, molecular function: DNA binding; DNA-binding transcription factor activity, RNA polymerase II-specific. Lineage: Eukaryota; Metazoa; Chordata; Mammalia; Rodentia; Muridae. The coding region runs from base 231 to 1772 and encodes 513 amino acids. The transcript is spliced from 2 exons. Gene Ontology annotation, biological process: regulation of transcription by RNA polymerase II. The record is from RefSeq and is a predicted model, not a curated record. Gene Ontology annotation, cellular component: nucleus.
CCCCGAGCCGCACUAGUAGGGGCGGAGCGCCUGGUUCCAGGGGCUGGGGGCAGCGGCGGUCCAGGGCUUCGCGUGGCUGGGGUGCCAGGAGUCGGGCGUGCCGCAGCCCCUCUCCCUCUUGGAUACCCUACCCUCUUCCCCCUUCCCGCCCUAGCCCGCGGUGCGAGGCUGGGAGCCGCCGCCCGGGGCCGCGCCGUGCUGUCUCUGAAGGGUACAAAUCAGAGCAGGUCAUGAGUCCGAAUAAAGACGCCAGCAGUCUCAACAGCUCGGGAGCAGGCCUUGUCUGCCUCCCGCCAGUCUCCGAGGAGCUACAGCUUGUGUGGACUCAAGCGGUCCAAACCAGUGAGCUGGACGGAAAUGAGCACCUGCUACAGGCUUUCAGCUACUUCCCCUACCCAAGCCUGGCAGAUAUUGCUCUCCUCUGCCUGCGGCAUGGGCUGCAGAUGGAGAAGGUAAAGACCUGGUUCAUGGCCCAACGUCUCCGCUGUGGCAUUAGCUGGUCAUCUGAAGAGAUAGAAGAGACUCGAGCCAGAGUGGUGUACCACCGAGAUCAGCUCCUUUUCAAGUCUCUUCUGUCUUUCACACAUCACGCAGUGAGGCCCCCACAGGAGAUGCCUCCAGUGACCCCUCCAGAACAGGUUGCUCUUGGACUGCGUCCUCUGGCGCUUAGCGAGCCCACUCAGAUGAAAGGAUUGAAGGUUGAGCCUGAGGAGCCCUUUCAGGUCUCACAGCUGCCACUGAAUCAUCAGAAAGUUAAGGAGCCUUUGAUGAUGGGCAGCAGAACAUUGAACCACCAAUCAGAUUGUCAGGAUCUUCAGAUCAGUGGCCUCUCUAAGGAGCAGGCAGGCGGGGGUCCUGACCAGUCAUGUGGUGGAGGAACUGCUUCCUGGAAUCACUCCAUAGCUGUCCAUCAGCCAGAUAAGUCCCCAUUGAUCUCAUUACUUGAUAAUAGUUGUAAGGAGGAAUCCGAACCUAGUGGAACACCUCCAUCUUCCUCUACCUCUUCUCCUUUCCAGGUACUGGCUAAUGGAACCACUGCCACCCAUAAACCCCUCCAGCCUUUGGGUUAUAUCCCACAGUCAUUCUCACCUGGUGAGCAGGCACUGUCUCCACAAGUAGAACCACUCUGGUCCCAAAGGCUACGGAAUAACUCAGUACCGAGCAGGGUUGGCCCCACCGAAUACCUUUCCCCAGAUAUGCAACACCAGCGAAAGACUAAGCGUAAAACCAAAGAGCAGUUGGCCAUCCUCAAAUCCUUUUUCCUGCAGUGCCAAUGGGCACGACGAGAAGAUUACCAUAAGUUAGAACAGAUCACUGGUUUACCUCGCCCUGAGAUCAUUCAAUGGUUUGGUGACACACGCUAUGCCUUGAAGCAUGGACAGCUGAAAUGGUUUCGGGACAAUGCAGUACUUGGUACUCCUAGUUUUCAAGAUCCAGCCAUUUCUACAUCAUCAACUCGUUCUUUGAAAGAAUGGGCCAAGACACCACCUCUACCAGCCCCACCGCCCCCACCAGAUAUACGACCUUUGGAGAGGUACUGGGCCGCCCACCAGCAGCUGCAGGAAGCUGAUAUCCUUAAACUGAGUCAGGCAUCAAGACUAAGCACUCAGCAAGUGCUGGACUGGUUUGACUCUCGAUUGCCUAAGCCAGCAGAAGUGGUAGUUUGUUUAGAUGAAGAGGAAGAGGAGGAGGAUGAAGAACUGCCAGAAGAUGGUGAGGAAGAAGAGGAGGAGGAGGAAGAAGAUGAUGAUGAUGUAAUCAUACGGGACUGAGGGAGGCUGAGGCAAAGGGCAGUCUAUUACUGAAAUAUUAAUCAACUUAGUGACUGUUGAAACUUUUUAAAAUUGCUCUUGUAAAUGUUUUGUUUUCUUGAAUAGUCGAAGUGUGUGAUCUUGACAGUAGACAGGAGAGGGUAACAAGGAUAAACUGAAGUAAUUGGAUCAGCACAAAUCCAAUUCUCCAGCCUCCAUGUAGAGAGAAUUUGGGAUGUGGACAAACAGUGGCUGAAAAGAGCAUUUGCUCUGUCUUGUUCUUUAGGACUCUUAAGUUAUGUCUCAGCCCCACAUCUACAGGGCACCUGAGUGGAGAGAAGCAUUGUGAUCCAGUUGAUCCUAGUGCACCCCAGCAUUGGUCAGAGAAUCCUUUGUGCCUGUCCUGUCUUUCUGAGCACAUGUCAAACACAAUGCUGCUACUGAUUGCAGGGCCCUGGUUUUGUAACAGACAUGUCCUCAGACCCCUUUGAUUUGUCACUAAUUCACAGCAGACUGUUCUUGCUUCUGACACUGACCAAUCUGCUCUCUACCAUUUUAUUUCUAUUCCCCUCUUUGCUCACUAUUGUCUCAGGGUAAAUCUUUACAUACAGAGUUUGUGGAAAUUUUUUUAAUAAUCAGAGUGUGAAUAUUUGUAUAUUUAUUGUAGGUGUCAUAGUCCCUGUGACUACUAUACUUGGCGGGUAGAGGCAGGAAGAUCAAGGAGUUCAAGGCCAGCCUUGACUACUACCUAGGACGUUAAAGGCUAACCUGGACUAUGU